Molecule: messenger RNA, 551 nt
Organism: Pocillopora damicornis (cauliflower coral)
Lineage: Eukaryota; Metazoa; Cnidaria; Anthozoa; Scleractinia; Pocilloporidae
Product: cytochrome c oxidase subunit 6A, mitochondrial
Biological process (GO): mitochondrial electron transport, cytochrome c to oxygen
Cellular component (GO): respiratory chain complex IV; mitochondrial inner membrane
Molecular function (GO): enzyme regulator activity
Source: RefSeq, a predicted model, not a curated record
UAGUUCGAGGAGUUACAAGAUGGCGGCACGUAUAUUUUCGCGAGUGAACUUGGUUUCAAAGAGAUUUUUCGCAGCUACGGCUUCUCCAGGAGCUUCUUUGGCAGAGAAAGAACUUGCAGAGGCGAAACAUGCUGAAUCAACUAUGAAGACCUGGAAGUUGAUUUCAUAUUUUGUUGCCAUUCCUGGCAUUCUUAUCUGUACUUACAAUACGUAUCUUAAAGAGAAAGAGCAUCAUGAACAUCCAAGGGCAGAGUUUGUACCAUACUCUCACCUCAGGAUUAGAUCUAAGCUCUUCCCAUGGGGUGAUGGCAACCACUCAUUAUUUCACAAUUCGCACGUGAAUGCUUUGCCUGAUGGCUAUGAAGAUGAAAUGGAACAUUAAGUGUGACUUAUUCCUGCUUGCUUGUGCUGAUAACUACUGUUUUGGAGGCUUGUUUCUGAUGGCAAAGUCAUUUCAAAGAAUGUUUUUCUUUCAAUUAUGAUAAUGUCAUUACCUGUGUGCUAAUGGAAAAAUUAUAUAAUGAUGGUGAAUAAAGUUUAAAAUUUCCAAA